CCGGGAGGCACUUGUGCACUUAGGUCCUAUUUGCGGUCGCCUCCGGGCUGGGCCUGGGGAGAGAGCCAGCGACACUGAGACGCUAGCUCGCCGCGCUCGGGUCCAGGGAGUCGGGGUGGCCGAGAGGACGCCGACUGCCAGGGAGCCGGCCGGCCCGCGCGCCGCCGUCAUGGGGUCGACAGGCCUCGGGCCGGGGGCUCGAAGGGCAGCGCGAACCAGCCAGGGAGAGCGGGAGCGGGAGAGCCAGGAGAAUGGCGCAGAGGGCACGGGGAGAGCGCUGGCAGCAGGGGAGGGACCUCGGGUGAAACCCGCGGAGAGGCGAGACCGAGAAAGUCGUCUUGGUGCUGCGACCAGGAGGUCUGGACUGGCAGUUCUGGGCAAAGUGAAGACGGAGUGGGGUUCCUCGAGUCUGAAGAGGAGGAGAGGGGCCAGCAGCCAGAUGGAGAGUUGGGGUGACAAUGUGUACCCCGGAGAAGGAGGGCUGGGACAGGAGGGUCUCUGACCCCAGAGCGCAGUGGGUAAGGACCCUGUGUUUUCCCUUGGGCACCGUGGAUAGAUGCUGGGCUGAGUGUAGGCAGGGCGUGUCUGUAUCGUGGCGGGAGGCUCUGUUAACAACCGCAAGAGGGGAGGGCUAGAGGAGGGUUUUCCUAAAAGGAAAGCCAGGCGGGCUUCAGGAUUCUGCCUGGGUGAUGGGCUUUCCCUGGUUGGCAUCACGGUGAGGCCCCCGACAGAAAAGGUGGACGUUGGGAUGCAUCCAGGAGAGUUUUGCAACAGGUUGAUGGAAAGGGAAGGAACUGAGGAUUUGGCAAGAGGGAGGGGUGGGGCGAUGGGGGCAGUGAAGACAGGAGGGGCCUGCUGGAGAGGGCAGAGUGGAGAGGACUGGAGGCCUUCCAUUCCCCCGAACGGACAUUUGUAAGCACCUGCUCUGGCAAGCGGAGUUCGGGGUGCCAGAGAUAAAGCAGGGGACAGAACAGACGUUGUCCCUGUUCUCAUGGAGCCUACGUUUGGUUGCUGGCCCUGAGAGGAGGCAGGCACAGACGAAAUAGAUCUCGCUGCUGGGGUGGAGGAUAAAGCCGAGGAAGUGACAGAUGGGUCAGGACAGGCCUCUCAUCAAAGCACCUCGGAAGGAAGGAGUGGGCAGUACGGACACUUGGGGGAAGAAAGAGCCUUCUGGGCAGAGGGAGGCCCUGAGGUGGGCUGGGCUUGUUGUGUUGAGCAAGUGCAUGGAUGGGGCGGCCCCUGUAAGGAGGGCAGCGGUAAAGGACGAGGCCGGAUUAUAUUGGGCCUGGCAUGCUGUCCUGAAGGUCGAGGAUUUUAUUCUGCCCUGUGGAGCCAUCGGGAUGUUUUACGUGGAGGUACAGGAGAACUCCCCAGCCCAGCAGGCAGGCCUGGAGCCCUACUUUGACUUCAUCAUCACCAUCGGGCACUCAAGGCUGAACAAGGAGAACGACACGCUCAAGGCCCUGCUGAAGGCCAACGUGGAGAAGCCCGUGAAGCUGGAGGUGUUCAAUAUGAAGACCAUGAAGGUGCGCGAGGUGGAGGUGGUGCCCAGCAACAUGUGGGGCGGCCAGGGCCUGCUGGGAGCCAGCGUGCGCUUCUGCAGCUUCCGCAGGGCCAGCGAGCACGUGUGGCAUGUGCUGGAAGUGGAACCCUCUUCACCCGCCUCCCUUGCCGGCCUGCGCCCCUACACAGACUAUGUGGUUGGCUCAGACCAGAUCCUCCAGGAGUCCGAGGACUUCUUUACACUCAUCGAGUCCCACGAGGGGAAGCCCUUGAAGCUGAUGGUUUACAACUGCGAGUCGGACUCCUGCCGGGAGGUGACUGUAACUCCCAACGCAGCCUGGGGUGGAGAGGGCAGUCUGGGGUGUGGCAUCGGCUACGGGUAUCUGCACCGGAUCCCAACCCAGCCCUCCAGCCACCACAAGAAGCCACCUGGUGCCCCGCCGCCUGGACCCACCCCCCAGGACUCUCCUGCCCCUCCUCGCCCAGAGACCGGCUCCAGGCAGGGUGACUACAUGGAGGCCCUGCUGCAGGCACCCGGCUCCUCCUUGGAGGAACAGCUUUCUGAGCCUGGGAGUCCCAGCCGUGGUGCUCCAGACCUUGGGGAACUUGCACGUCCCAUGGAGACUCCUCUUCAGCCUCCACCUCCGGUCCAGCGAGUCAUGGACCCAGGCUUCCUGGACGUGUCGGGUAUCUCCCUGUUGGACAGCAGCAACGCCAGCGUGUGGCCCAGCCUGCCGUCUCCCACGGAGCCGACCCCCACAGCCGUGACAGCCGCAGGGCCCGAGGACGUCUGCUCCAGCAGCGGUUCUCACGAGCGGGCUGGUGAGGCCACGUGGUCGGGGUCAGAGUUUGAGGUCUCCUUCCCGGACAGCCCAGGCCCCCAGGCCCAGCCAGACCACCUGCCUCAGCUAACCCUUCCCGACAGCCUCACCUUUACGGCCUCACCGGAAGACGGGCUGUCUGCUGAGCUGCUCGAAGCACAGGCCGAGGAGGAGCCGGCGAGCACAGAGAGCCCGGACUCAGAGGCGGAGGCUGAGGGGGCGGCCGGCCAGGCCCGGCUCUCUACCCCAGAAAUAACGCCCUAGGCUGGGACGAGGCCCGGUGGCAUUUCACGAGGCCUCGGUGUGGGGCAGCAGCUUGGGCCGUGCCGCGCGGCCCAGCCUCCGGCCCGGUGUGUCCAGCUUCCUAGGCUGCAGCCCCCAGUGACGUGCAAGGGACUUCGGCAGGCAAGGGCUCUUGUGUCCGCUCGGACCCUACCGGUCUCGAAGAGAUGACGUGUCGGCCUUAAUUCUGCCCGACGGUCCCGGCUUCGGGGAAUCGGGCCCUUGGGAGUCUCAAACGAGUCCAUUUGGGGCGGUGGGAGGCUGGGAGCGGCACCCAGGUUAAGUUGUGCAGGAGCUGGGGUGGGAGAGGAAAGGACUCUGCUGCUUGGGUGGGACAAAGCGAGUGGGUAGUAAGGGGAGGCCUUGGGCCUUGGCAUCUUUAGGCCACGCACCCUUAGGUCCGGCGCUUCUCCUGCUCUGGUCGCUAUGGCUGUCCGGGAGGCCACGGCAUCCAGGCGGGGCCAGGGGCGCAGAUGGGAGUGAAGGAGGAAGGGACGGGUGUGGAGUGUUUGCCUGGCACUUCGUGGGGCUGGCCUUGACUCGGCCCGCACAGCUCAGCUGGCCCUGCGUGUACCAGAAGGCAGCUCCGUGCCUUGGGGACCCCUGGAGCCGCAAUCACGGUCUCUUCGGUCGCGUGCCCUCCUCUCCAUGCUACACUGCACAGGCGGUUCAGGCUGACAUACGCCAGUCCCAGCUGGAGGAGAGAAGCAGUGAACGUGUCCACCUCUCCUGGGAGAGGAGGGGUGGAGACUCUAGGCCCUGCAUCAGAGACUCCCUUGAUCUUGGAUCAUGACGUUUCUUCUUCCCCAGGGCCGACGCCCCUCAGACCCAGUGGUGCCUCCUGUCAGCUCCCAAACUUCUACGACCAUCUCUUCUAAAUACACAAGGCUUUGUCAGCCCCAGCGGUGAAUAAAAAUGACAAAUUUAAGGUCACCAUCCUAAGCAGACUCUUUCAACGCGGGUCCUGACCGGACCUCUUUAGAUACUGCUCCCGCUCCACGGGGGGGGGGGGGGGGGGGCGCUCCGUUCUUCCCCACAGUUCGGGAGGAGGCUGCUCCCUCCACCUCCAGGUGCCCUGAGAGGCUAACACGAGGCCAGGUUUUCCGCUCUACUUGGCUCCUGCAGGCAGGGGAGGGCUCCAUCCAGGAAGGGCCCCCUCCCCUCCACGGAAGUGCUUCCCGACUUGGCUUCAGUCCCUCCCCUUCCUGCGUGCUGAUUGCCACUUGGGCUGCCUCUGGCCUUGUCUUCUAGCUGCCACCCAGCGGGAGGUGCCACCUUUGCUGCUUGAUGUGUAACGUCUGCACUUAACGGGGCCCAGAUUUCUGUUAGGCCCAAGGCCCACGGGACGGGGACUCUGCUCUGGGUGGCACAGGUCAAGUAUACGGAGGGAGGGCCCCCGGUUAGCGAACACUUCAACUUCCUGGCACUGUGACAGCACUGAAAGCAAGCCCUUGUCAAACCUACCGGAGCAGCCGAUACGCUGCAGCCAACAGAGACACCAGCGCCGGGGCUUGGUUCUUGGAUGGUCUGGGAGCCCAGCGUCUGUCCGCCUGCGGGAAUCCGGGCAGCGGAACAGCAUCACCACGGGACCGUUCUGAGAGCAGCUUCCCUGAACUGCAGCCUGGGAGUCUGGCCCAAAGUGCCCUUCCCUUCAGAGCUGUGGCUCUUCCCUCCCUUUUACGCGCUCCCCUCCUUAAACUGGGUGAUAAAAUGGGCGUUGAUGCUGAUUAUUGUCAGGAUAAACACUAAACAUGGAACCAGAAGUUUCUCUGUAAUCUGCUAUGAAGGAAAGUGACAGGUGAAAGAAAUAAAUGUGUACUACACUU
This is a messenger RNA of Lynx canadensis (Canada lynx), 4432 nucleotides long. RefSeq names its product golgi reassembly stacking protein 1 (gene GORASP1). Gene Ontology annotation, cellular component: Golgi apparatus. Gene Ontology annotation, molecular function: protein binding. The record is from RefSeq and is a predicted model, not a curated record. The transcript is spliced from 9 exons. The coding region runs from base 1089 to 2588 and encodes 499 amino acids. NCBI's taxonomy places the organism in Eukaryota, Metazoa, Chordata, Mammalia, Carnivora, Felidae. Gene Ontology annotation, biological process: Golgi organization.